Molecule: messenger RNA, 1377 nt
Organism: Cannabis sativa
Lineage: Eukaryota; Viridiplantae; Streptophyta; Magnoliopsida; Rosales; Cannabaceae
Exons: 2
Coding region: 1-1377 (458 amino acids)
Source: RefSeq, a predicted model, not a curated record
AUGGUAGAAAAACUUGAAAACACCAGUAAAAAACUGGAUCCAGAAAUCGACAUCAACAAUGCAAAGUUAAUAACAGACAAGCAUCACCUCGAAGUGGAAAAAGGACAGGCAUACAAAGACAAGAAAACUCUAAAGAAUGUCCUCAGCUACUACGCAAUCAAAAAUAACUUUCAGUACAAAGUGUGGAAGUCCUGCUCUCAAGAGUACAGUCUGAAAUGUGUUUACGAAAGCUGCAAUUGGUCUCAACGAGCAUCGAGAAAUGGCCCAACAAACACAUUCAUAAUCAAGAGGUUCUCAAAAAUUCACACAUGCCCCAUAAAUAUUAGGCAUGAAGACCAAAGGCAAGCAACAUCGAAACUGAUCGGGGAAUGCAUAAAACUGAAGUUUUUGAACAUAAAGACAAAGGCAACACCGAUGGACAUGAAAGGAGAGUUGAAAUACAGGUAUGACAUCAAGAUGAACUACAUGAAAGCUUGGAGAAGUAAGGAACAUGCAGUAAAUGACUUAAGAGGAAACGCUAGUGACUUGUACAGCCUAAUACCGAGUUUCUUACACAUGAUGGAAAAAACAAACCCAGGAUCAGUUGUGGAUCUGAAAACAACAGAAGACAACAACUUGCUCUUUGUUUUCAUGGCGUUGGACGCAUCCAUAAAAGGGUGGGGAACAUGCAGACCGAUAGUUGUGGUGGACGGAACAUUCCUCAAAGUAGCUUAUGGGGGAACUUUGUUGUGCGCAUGCACACAAGAUGCAGCAGGUCAUAUUUUUCCACUAGUGUUUUGUGUUGCAGAUUCUGAGAAUGACCAAUCUUGGAAAUGGUUCUUCAAAAAAUUUAAAGAAGUGUAUGGGGUCCGGGAACACCAAUGCCUAAUUUCAGACAGGAAUGAAAGCCCCAUCAAAGCAGCAAGAGAAAUCUAUCCAGAAAUUACACACAGUUACUGCGGGUACCACAUUUUGAGCAACCUUAAAACAAGCUUCAAACAACAUGCUGCCAAAUACAAUCUGCCAUUCUUUGGAGCAGUCAAAGCCUACACAGAAAAGCAAUUCGAGUUCCACAUGGCUGAAUUGGAUGGAUUGGACAAACGCAUAAGACCUUACCUAAAAAAAGUCAGUUAUGAAAAGUGGUCAAGAAUUCAUAGCCAAAACAAGAGGUAUUCUACAAUGACCUCAAACAUAUCAGAAUCACUGAACGCUGCAAAUCUAGCAGCAAGGGAGCUACCAAUUACAACCCUGCUAGAAUGCUUGAGAGCAUUGGUGCAACAAUGGACACAUACUAAUAGGACAAAAGCACACAACACCUUUACUAAGCUAUCACCAGCUGGAGAAGACAUACUGCUGAAAAAUUACACAUACUCAUUGAAUCUGGAGUGUUGCUGUUAA